Octopus sinensis (East Asian common octopus) is the source of this 891-nucleotide messenger RNA. RefSeq names its product zinc finger BED domain-containing protein 5-like. The transcript has 2 exons. NCBI's taxonomy places the organism in Eukaryota, Metazoa, Mollusca, Cephalopoda, Octopoda, Octopodidae. Bases 1 to 891 code for a protein of 296 amino acids. Gene Ontology annotation, molecular function: protein dimerization activity. The record is from RefSeq and is a predicted model, not a curated record.
AUGGCAGAAAAAUGCGAUAAUGCAAACACAAAAUCCAAAAAUCAAGAAGAGGUUGUCAUUUUCUCAAGUUAUUUAUUCGUACGUAAUCGUAAAAAGGAAAGGUCUGUGUUAACAAGACUUGCAGAACUCCGCGAAGAAGUAACUAUAUUUUUAGAAGAUAAAAGCGAUUUUGCGAAAUAUUUGCGCAACGAAGAAUUUGUUCUGAGGCUUACGUAUUUGGCAGAUAUUUUUUCGAAAUUAAACGAUCUGAAUUUGUAUUUACAAGGAACAGAAGGUAUCAGUAUAUUUGCAAUUCAUGAGAAAAUUCGAGGUUUUAUGAAAAAACUUGUCUUCUGGAAAAAUUGUAUUAACAACCGAAAUUAUGAAUGUUUUGAUACAUUUGAAACUUUUGUAAGGGAAAAUAAAGCAAAAGCUGAUGAUGGUAUAAUCAUUGAGAUAUCUGAACACUUGAAUAGGUUAAAUGAAAGUUUUGAAUUUUAUUUUCAUAAAGAGAUGAAUACUAUGCAACAGAAAAGAUGGAUUAUGAACCCCUUUCAGCCUGACGUGACGACUGGAAUAUCAACAAAAGCCGAUGAGGAACUUAUCGAUUUAUCCGAAGACUCUUCCUUGAAAAUGACUUUUAACACCCGGAAAUUGGUACAGUUCUGGGCGUCUCUUCAAACCUCGUACCCAAUCGUUUCCACCGAAGCAUUAAAAGUACUUCUCCUUUUCACGUCAUCUUAUAUUUGUGAAGCUGGAUUUUCAGCAAUGGUUGGAAUUAAAAGCAAAUAUCGAAAUAAACUGCAGCUCUCAAAUUCUUUACGCCUGAAACUAUCACGCAUUGAACCUGAUGUUAAUUCUAUUAUUGAGCGUAGCAAGAAACAGGCUCAUCCUUCUCACAGGCCUCACUGA